Caenorhabditis briggsae is the source of this 4458-nucleotide messenger RNA. RefSeq names its product Protein CBR-TBX-34 (gene Cbr-tbx-34). Gene Ontology annotation, cellular component: plasma membrane; nucleus. Gene Ontology annotation, biological process: positive regulation of DNA-templated transcription. Gene Ontology annotation, molecular function: ABC-type transporter activity; ATP binding; DNA-binding transcription factor activity. The record is from RefSeq and is a predicted model, not a curated record. Lineage: Eukaryota; Metazoa; Nematoda; Chromadorea; Rhabditida; Rhabditidae. The transcript is spliced from 13 exons. Bases 1 to 4458 code for a protein of 1485 amino acids.
AUGCAGGUCGUCAUAGUGGACGAAGAAAAGUAUAGAGAAUUCGAACCGAUCAACGAGAUGAUCGUGAAUAGGAGUGGAGCCAAACUGCAACCGGAGCCAAAGUUUGUGAUCAGUGGAUUGGUGGAUGAUGAAGAGUAUUUGAUGAAGUUACGCAUUGAAUUGGUAGACGAGUCAAGAUACACAUUCAGGAGAAAUCAAUGGGUUCCAGUGUCCGUGUGUGUCAAGAAUGCGUUUUACAGUAAAAUGGGAGUAGCUGAAAGCCGGAAGGAAUCAGGUGCCACGUGGCACUCAAGAAUUGUACAGUUUGAUAAAAUGCGGAUUUCGAGAGAGUUUGGGGCAAUGAAACGGAAUAUGGCAUACUUGGAACCAGGUCACAAAUACAUUCCAAUCCUUUCAAUCGUAAAUGUUUCAACUGGAGUUUCAAUCGAUUAUCGUUUUGAUCUACUUCAAUUCAUUGCUGUCAAAAGCUAUCAAUCUAUACCAGUUCGACAUGCAAAGAAAGCAAAUCUAGUGUGUCCUCUUCUUCCUUCCAGUCCCCUUGAAGAAGAGAAACCAGCAAGCCUUCUUUCUCUAAAACUUCUUCCUCAAGAAUCUCAACAACAAGUUGUCCAAUGGCAGCCGGCUUAUGGAGGAUAUGGGAUGACAGAAAUACCGUACCAUCCUCCUCCUCAAAAUGCGUAUCCAUUUGAUUAUUUCGUUCCUUACCCACAACUACAGUAUCCCAUUCAACACGCAAUACAGUACCCUGUUCCUUUCACUCCAAUACAGUAUGCUCCGAUAAAACGUCAGAUGAUUCAACAAUUAAUCCAAGAGGAGCAACAAGAGGAAGUGGAAAUUAAUGAAAAUGAGGACGUCUACAUUCCAGAAUACGGUUGGAAUCCAAUUAUUGUCCCUGGAUGCAAAAAAGAGCAUAUUUAUGAAAUUGGACAUCAUUUGUUAGGAUUUCAUCAUGAUAUAUGGGCUCCACAAGAUAUGGAACUCGAAAAUUUGUACUAUAGAACUGAACAAGUAACAACGAAAGCAGGACGAGUUCUUCUGAAUGGUGUUAGUGGAUGUGCUGUUCCGGGAGAAGUGAUCGCUUUGAUGGGAGCUAGUGGAGCUGGAAAAACGACACUUUUGAAUACAUUGCUUCAGAGGAAUCUGAAAGGAUUAGAAGUAGAAGGGGAGAUUCUGGUGAAUGGACAGAAUAUUGGAAAAGGAGUGACCAGUGUGUCAGCAUAUGUUCAGCAGGAGGAUCUUUUUAUGGGAACACUGACAGAAGUGAUGAAGGAGAUGCUUUUGGAGAAACCCAAGAACAGUCGAAUCGGAAUUCCGGGAAUCAAAAAAGGAAUUUCCGGGGGAGAAAUGAAACGAUUAGCGUUUGCCACUGAAAUGAUCAACAAUCUUCCAAUCAUAUUUUGCGACGAGCCAACAACUGGAUUGGAUUCUCAUAUGUCCCUUCAAGUGGUCAAAACACUGGAAGCGAUGGCUAUGGAAAAGGGAAAGACUAUCAUCUGCACUAUCCAUCAACCAUCAUCAGAAGUUUUUGAAAUUUUCGAUAAGGUCGUGUUUCUUGCACAAGGACAAAUCGCAUUCCAUGGCGCUAUUGACGAGGCUAUUCAUCAUUUUUCUGCAUGUGGGUACCAAGUACCCGACCAUACAAACCCUGCUGACUAUUUCAUCGAUACUCCCAACAGCCCAACUGGCACUGAAGCCACGCCCACAGAGAAAAGACAAAAAGGAAGACCAGAAAAACCAAGGAAACCAAAAACUUUGGCGCCAAAACCUGCCCAAAAUGGUCCAAAGUCAAUAACAAGCCGAAAGAGAAAAGCUCCAGAUGAAGCUCUCGAUGAGAAAUUUUCAAAUUUCAAUUUUUCGCAUUCUCCAGAUGCCAAGGAUCCAUCAGCACCAAAGAAAUCUGUUCCUGAAUCUUCUAAUCCAGAUCCGACGUCUUCAGAAUCUUCAAGUUCGGAAACUCGGGAUUCAGAGAUCCAGAAGCUUCGAGAAUCUUCCCCACCACCUCUUGAACCAACUCCGACGUCUCCAGAAUUUUCGAAUUCUGAAUUCCACAAUCUUGUGCUCCAGAACCUUCAAGCUGGUCCAGGAUCCUUGGAUAUUCAGAAUCCAGCUGCUCCAGGAUCGUCAAGACCUACAUCUCCUGAAAGACAGGAACUUCAGAAUCCUGCUCCAGAAGCUCCAAAUCCGAAGAUUUCUCCACGUCCAAUGGUUUCAGAAGCUCCACGUGUUAAAUUUUUGAUUCCGAAGCUUCAGAAUCUAUAUCCAGCUGAUCCAGAAGGUUCGGAGGUUUACAAAACAAAAAGAGUCCGAUUCACUGUCAGCCGUCAACGUCAUUUGGACCGCCUGAAUAGAAGACGUCGGAAUUUUCGACAUGUAAGAUAUUUCGAAUACCCAUCCACGUCUGCUUCAGGCUUCCACGAAGCGUCAAGGAUCGGAAGAUCUGAAUCUUCAGCUGAAGAAGGAUCUAUGGAUUCUGAUGCUCCAGAAGAAGAUUCAGUAGACACAACGGAUUCUGAAGAUUCACCAGAAGAUGCAGAAGAAGCUAUGGAGUCCGAUGCUUCAGAAGAGGAUGCUUGCUCAUCAGUGGGUAUGGAAGCUCGUGCACCAGAUGCUCCAGAUUUUCGAGCUCUGAAUUCUCCUUUCCGACAACUUGAAAAUCCAUGGUUUUCCGAACUUUCCAGAAGAAGGAAUUUUGAAGUGUCCCAAUUCCCAAAUCCAAGACCUUCAGAAUCAUCUCAGGAUCCUCAGAUCUCCCUAUACACCUUGACCAACCAUCUAUCAGAGCAAUGGGUCAAACAUGCCAAAGAUGUGUUUUUGGAAAUCCCAAUCGAAAACUUAAUUGGACAACGUGUCCCAGAGGACCUCGAAAUCCAAAUAAAAGGGCUAAUUUUUUAUAAUAAAAUCGAUAGGUUCUUCGAGAUGAAUUGGAGAAAGGAAAAAUCCCAAACCAACCCGGCCCACCUCAACUUUGAAGGGAUUUUCAAUCCAAAUACUUCUGUUGAUGACCCAGAAACAAAAUUUAAAAUAAUUUCAAGAACAUUUCAAUUGCCAAAAGCUAAGGAAGAAUUGGAAUAUGAGGAAAGCGAUUCCCAACACAUUUUGGACAAUCUGGAGCAUUUCAGCCUUCUCAAGAUCUCUGGAGAUUUCAAGGAAAAUAUUGAGAAGCCAAAACGGAACUCUUUCAUGACGGAAUACCAAAAAUUCCAGAUAUUUUCAAAGGAAGUUCUCGAAAGUGCGAAAAUAAGGAUUGAGCUUUUUAGAACCCAAAAACUUGGCAAGGAAUUCCAGAAGUUCAAGGAAGCUCAUCUGAAGAUCUUCCACGUUUAUUUGGCUCUUCUGGAGCAUCUUCUCCAGAAACUCCGUCGAAUUUUGUUCUCAUAUUUUUCAAUUUUCUAUGCUGAAACUUCUGAAAUUCUCAAAUGGAUUCAAGAACCUAUGAAGAAGAUUCGAGGGUCCAUCGGUACAAUUUUGAACGCAUUUUUCAAUACAGUACCGGUGAUAAGGCAAAUCGAAGAUUUGGAGGGUAUUAUGAAAAAGCAUGAUCCAGAGCUCCUUGAAAGACAUUUCGCGGAGUUGGCGUGCAUCGCAAUAGAGAGGAUCCGCUUCCCAUCUCCUCUGGAUCCACGUCUUCUGAAAUUCCCAUGGGUCCAUAAGCGGAAGGACCAUGAAGACACCAUUGAUCUCCUCAGAAUCACCUUUUCCGAGACGAUUCCAAACUAUAAUCUAGAGUUCUGGGAGCAGGAAAAUCAAUGCUCCUUCGAUCGUGCCUCGAAACUGUUCCAAAACUUUGGAUGUCCUAGAAAGACGCUGUACGAAGAGUUUUUUGAGCAAUCUGACGAAUUCUUCAAGCUACUGGAGCCCAUUGUCUCUGAUUUGGACCGGAAAAUGAAGAUCUACCAUCACCACAGAUCCUUUUCUGGGAUCUUGGAGAUACUCAAAAGGCGAAUUCCCGUUGAAUUGACUAGAGUGAAUCAGGUAGAUGCUACGAUGAUCUACACAGCCCAAAACUCAAAUCCAGAGGUCAAAUUUGAUGUCUUCAAAGCUGCUCGGGACCUGAACAAAGUUUAUAUUGAUCUGGAGCCAAUUAGAAAGAGGUGUCUCCCAGUUUCUCCAGCUCUUAUCGGAUUCCAUGCUGUGCUAUUUGAAAAGAAGGUUGUGGUGGCGAUGGUUCGGGAGAAGAGGAUUACGGUAGACGCACCCCUCAACCAGCACCCCCUUCCCGACAUCCGAACUAUAGAAUUCCAUGGGACAAAAUGCAUUGGGAGGAUUUGGAUUCAUGACGACAAGUUUCUAAGAAUUGGAUUAAGGACCAAGAAGGACUCUGAUGGGGAUUGGUUGAUGGUUGAGAUGGAUCUGGAGAGGUUGAAGCAUCAGAAGGCGUUCGAGAUAGUCGAGACGGAUUUGAUAAGGAAGAGUUUUGGCAAAUUGAAAAGGGAACUAGAUGAUGUUGGAGGAAACUAG